Messenger RNA from Trichoplax adhaerens, 711 nucleotides. RefSeq lists its product as uncharacterized. The record is from RefSeq and is a predicted model, not a curated record. The coding region runs from base 1 to 711 and encodes 236 amino acids. NCBI's taxonomy places the organism in Eukaryota, Metazoa, Placozoa, Uniplacotomia, Trichoplacea, Trichoplacidae. The transcript has a single exon.
AUGGAGGAUCCCUAUGAAACGCAUAGGAGUAAUGUCAUGGGAACGUUGAAUAUUUUAGAAGCGAUUAGGAAGUUUCGAAAUCAAGUGACAGGUGCAGUCAUUGCUUCAAGUGACAAGGCUUACGGGCACUCAACAAAGCUUCCUUAUACAGAAAAUCAUCCACUAAGAGGACUUUAUCCCUAUGAUGCAUCGAAAGCUUGCACAGAUAUUCUAGCUCAAAGUUUUGCCCAAUCUUAUCGUCUUCCAAUUGGAGUGUUGAGGUGUGCUAAUCUCUAUGGACCCCAUGACUUUCAUGUUUCGCGUUUAAUUCCAGGAACGAUUCUUUCUUAUCUUCGGGAUGAACAACCUGUUAUUAGAAGUGAUGGCAGUUACCGAAGGGAUUAUCUCUAUAUCGAUGAUGCUGUGGAUGCUUACUUAAAAUUUAUGGAUUCUAUCGAGAAAAAACAAAAGAAGGUCAUCGCUUUAAACAUCGGAACAGACCGGGCUUACUCUGUUCAAGAGGUGGUAAGGCUAAUUGCAGAGUUGAUGAAUAAACCCUUUAAACCUACACUCUUAAAUAACUGUAAAGGUGAAAUCCACUCUCAGUUCUUAAAUUCUAUGCAAGCCAAGCAUUCCAUUAACUGGUGUGCUAAGACGAUUUUAGAAGAGGGGUUAAUGAAGACGAUUGAGAGUUAUCAACAGACGGAAAAAGUUAGCGCAUGCGUAUAUUAG